AGUAAGGCAUGAGCGGAUUAACGGGACAUCGAUCGCCAACCUUGUCGGGACAGUCAGUGUUGUGAUGGCAGUGACUGCGACAGGAGGUGUGUCGACACGUCCUUGCCGCUUGGAAUGUAAGAGGGAUCUUACAUUUCAGAAGUGGGAUGCGACUCUGCUGCAGAAGGAAGUGGAAGGAGUUCAAAGAUGAUGCAGCCAUAAAGGAUAAGGUAGGCGAUUAGAAAAUAGAGAGAAAAGCGCGGAAUGAAUAAAAUGGCGCAAAGAGCGGAAAGUAGGAGCGGGAAACGGGAAAAUGGUAAAAAGGAAUGAGAUUUUUUGUUUAUCGGCAAUUAAGCGGUGGGUUUUAUAUUUACUAGAGAUUAAAGGAAAAUGUGAUGUCAAAAGAUUUAAAAUAAAAAAUAAAUAGCUAAGAGGAAAAUAAAUUAAAGAAUUAUCUUGAGAAUGCAUGCCAUGAAGAAUGAUUCGAGAGGUGGUAUCGGGAAACGGGAAUUGCGCGAAUUCACUCGGGUGAGUUCGGGAUGAGUCGGUAUCGCAGAGUGAAAUGUCAAAUGAUUGUUGUUAUUGUGGAAUACAUGAAAGAAAACAAAAGCGGAACGCGAGUGAUUAACUAAAAUAGCAGUAAAAGGUGAGAAUUAUAAAGGAAGUAAAGUUAAAUCAGAGAGGAAAGUAAGUACACAGAAAAAAAAAUUAAAAAAUUCAUCCGAAUUAUUCGAGGAAUUUGGGAGAUAAAUUGGAAUGGAAAUUUUAGGUUAGAAUGGAUGAAAGAGGAAUCGAUUUGGAGGAAAGAGAGCUCCGGGAGUACGAUGAAGAAGCAAUGGGAGGAGAUGAACAGGGAGAAGUGAUUAAACACUACAGGCAAAAGAUCCGUGAAUUGGAAAAGGAGAAUGAAGCGCUCAAACGGAGUACAUCUUCAUCAAGUUCAAGGGAAGUGGGAACAUUCCGACUGGCUGGUGGGGAAAUUAAAGAUUUGAUCCCGGCGUUCCGACCUGGGGAAGAUGAGACAACCACAGAAGAGUGGAUUGAGAAUCUAGAAUCCAUGCGGGAGAUCUAUGAAUGGACCGAUCAACAAGUUCUGCUGUAUGCGUCAAUUCGGCUCAAAGGAGCCGCAAAGAAGUGGCAUUCAACCACAAAGACGAAAACGUGGGAUGAAUUCAAGCGGGAACUGAUGAAAGCUUUUCCGGAGAAGAUUAAUGUAGGGAGGAUAAUUAAAGAGAUUCAAGGGAGAAAGAGAAAGCGAGAUGAAACCGUAACCGAGUACUUCUUUGAAAUGAGACAGAAAGGGAAAAAGAUAAAGCUGGAUGAUGCGACGAUCGCAAAGUACAUUAUAGCAGGACUGGGAGAUGAGAAAUUGAUCGGUAUGGUGGCCGGAGCUAACUACGACUCCCCACAGGAAUUGCUCCAGAAAAUCAAAGAUGCUGAGGAUAUUCGUAGAGCCAUGAGAAAACACGGAAUUGGCGAAUCAGGGGGGAAAGAAAAGGGAGAAAAAAACGAUGCACGGCCUGAACAAGAGAGCCAGGAUGGGAAUCAGGUGCAGAAAGUAUCUUGCUACAAUUGCGGGAAAGUUGGUCAGACAGCCAGAGAAUGCCAUGAAAGAGAAAACAAACAACGAGACAUGAAGGCAGAAAUCACGUGCUUCAAAUGCAACGAGAAAGGUCACAUAGCAAGAUUCUGUGGCAAAAAUGAGACAGACUCAAAGAUGAUCCAUAAGGGUAACAUGAGAAUAAUUGAAGUUGAGGAAAAAGAAAAUCCGAACUACAAGGAGGUGAAAAUUAACGAGAAAAAGCUCUGGGCUUACAUUGAUCAAGGGAGCGAUUGCACCACAAUGAGGAAAUCUGAUGUAGAAGCUCUGGGGGUGGAGAUUAAAUCGAGAACGACAACGCUGAGAGGAUUCGCAGGACAAUGCCAGACCGUGGGGCAAACGGAAGUAUGGGUUACGAUUGACGAGGUGCGAAGGCAAACAACCGUCCAUGUCGUUCCAGAUGAAGCUCAAAACAUUCCAGUGAUUGUCGGCCUUGAUAUUUUGGGAAAGGAAGACAUACGAGUCGUCAGGCAAGGCAAAACGUUGCAGAUAGAGGAUGUCCGGAAGGAUGCAAACGAGAAGACAAUUUGAAUUGAAGUGAGAGGGAAUAUUUAGUGUUUAACUCAGGAAAUGGGUGAACAUAAUAAGGGAGUGUAUCAGAGGUUCUAUAGGGUGAGUACAAAAUGAUAUGUUGACACAGGUGAAUGACAAAGCAGGAUUGUUGUAAAGAAUCUGAAAGUAAGUUUUUUUAUCUGAGAAUUGUAGGGAAGUCUUAGAAUGGGGGUUCGCAUAGGGACGUUGAAUGUUUAAGUCAAGCGAAGAAGGAAGUAAUAAAAAAAAAAAAUUGAGUUGAAUGAAGAAGGGAAGAAUAGAGAACUUCAUGCUGAAACACCCUUGGUUGAGUCCGAGACGUGUCAAGAAAGUUGAAGUCACUAGAGAAAUGCAAGCGAGGAAAAAUUAGAGUUAGGCAAAGUAGAGAUUGCGAGAAAGCUUCAUGCUGGAACACCCUUGGUUAAUUUCAAGACGUGUCCAGAAGAAGUCGAAGUCAAUAA
Lutzomyia longipalpis is the source of this 2571-nucleotide messenger RNA. RefSeq lists its product as uncharacterized. NCBI's taxonomy places the organism in Eukaryota, Metazoa, Arthropoda, Insecta, Diptera, Psychodidae. The coding region runs from base 755 to 2110 and encodes 451 amino acids. Gene Ontology annotation, molecular function: zinc ion binding; nucleic acid binding. The transcript has 2 exons. The record is from RefSeq and is a predicted model, not a curated record.